Molecule: messenger RNA, 794 nt
Organism: Polychytrium aggregatum
Lineage: Eukaryota; Fungi; Chytridiomycota; Chytridiomycetes; Polychytriales
Product: small G-protein Ras2
Exons: 6
Coding region: 103-681 (192 amino acids)
Biological process (GO): signal transduction
Cellular component (GO): plasma membrane
Molecular function (GO): GTP binding; GTPase activity; GDP binding
Source: RefSeq, a predicted model, not a curated record
CAUCCUCCAUCGCAUCGUCAUCGCAUCGCCCAUCUGCCCCGGAGUCUGCUGCUCCCCACUCUUGCUCCCUCGCACUAUCCCGUCGCCUCGCUCCUCUCUGCAAUGUCCCUGUAUCGAAUCGUUGUCCUGGGCGAUGGCGGUGUCGGCAAGACCGCCCUGACCACCCAGGUCUCUGUCGAAACCAGUUCGUUGUCGUACGAUCCCACCAUCGAGGACUCGUACCGCAAACAGGUUGUCAUCGACGACAAGCCCUGUGUCCUGGAAAUCCUCGACACUGCCGGCCAGGAGGAGUACACAGCCCUUCGAGACCAGUGGAUCCGUGACGGCGACGGCUUCGUCCUCGUCUACUCCAUCAUCUCCAGAGCCACCUUUGAUCGUGUCGAGCGGUUCCGCCAGCAAAUCGUUCGGGUGAAAGAGUCCGAAAACGUGGCCCUGAUCCUCGUCGGCAACAAGUGUGACCGCAACCACGACCGAGAAGUGUCCCGGGAGGAGGGCCAGCUGAUGGCCAAGCGGCUGCAGUGCUCCUGGAUCGAAGCCAGCGCCAAGAACUGUGUCAACGUCGAAAAUGCUUUUUACAGCGUCGUCAGAAAGAUUCGCCAGUCGCAGGUCCCGACCCAGCAGCGUCCGACCCAGCCCCGACACAGCACCAGCAACCCAAAGCCGAAAUGCGCCAUCUUAUGAGCGGCCUGCUGGCCCACCACCGCUCCCGAGUAUGGCGGGCACCCGACAUCAUCAUCGCACCAUCUCCUCGUUUCUAAAUCGCUUUAAUGGCACCUAGCGUGCCGCCGUAAUUG